Messenger RNA from Eucalyptus grandis, 6542 nucleotides. Its product is annotated as protein TPR3. Lineage: Eukaryota; Viridiplantae; Streptophyta; Magnoliopsida; Myrtales; Myrtaceae. Gene Ontology annotation, molecular function: protein binding. Gene Ontology annotation, biological process: regulation of DNA-templated transcription. The coding region runs from base 2066 to 6088 and encodes 1340 amino acids. The record is from RefSeq and is a predicted model, not a curated record. The transcript is spliced from 26 exons.
AAUAACUCGGCAUCGUUUGAGCAAGCGUGGGAGAGUGUGUUGAGUGUAGUUAAUCCGAGGUCGAAGGCUGGGAACCGGCAAAUAUCACAGCAGUGGUGGAUUGCGUUGUUCGUGCACUUCUUCGGUGAUUACAUAGGCGGAGCCUAAAAGAUCCAUUAUGUGGGGCCUCUUCCUCAACCUCUUUCGCUGCCUUUGUGGGCUGUGCUCCCCCAAUUCUCUUGAGAUGGAAAGAAAUGAACCCACUCGUUCAGAUCCGAAUUUUGGGGCUUCUUCCUCAUCGACUUCUCUGCCUGUAGGUGAUUAUGAAGGUGGAACCAGAAGGAUGGAAAAAAUGAUUACGAAGUGUUCUUGAGCUUUAGAGGGAGGAUACUCGCAAUGGCUUCACCGCUCAUCUCUAUACUAGUCUUGCCAAUGCAGGAAUUCGCGUGUUCAGAGAUGAUGAUGAGCUUCGUGUUGGUGAGAAGAUUGGAACGGAACUUAUCCGUAGUAUUACACAAUCUAAGAUCUCCAUCCCAAUUAUCUCAGAAAACUAUGCUUCUAGCAAAUGGUGCCUUCGCGAGUUGGCUCUUAUGUUGAAUUGCAAGAGAAACAAAGAGCAAAAGGUGUUACCCAUAUUUUACAAAGUGAAACCUUGGCAAGUGGAGCAUCUCAUUGGGAGAUUUGGAGAUGCUAUUAGAACACACAAAAGCGAUGUGGAAGAAAAGAUUGUGAAGGAAUGGGAAGAAGCGCUCAAAGAAGUCACUUCCUUGAAAGGAUUGGAAUCGGAGAAAAUCGAUAACGGGAAUGAAGCAACAUUAGUUGAAACAGUUGUCAAAAGCAUUGUCCGAGAGUUAAAAAGAUUGUUUUUGCUAGAUCUUCCAGAACAUUUGGUGGGAAUUGAUGAUCAGCUGAGACAUAUUAUGAGCUUCAUAGAUGCUAAAUUCAGUGAUACACGGAUUAUCGGAAUCUAUGGAAUGGGCGGUAUCGGUAAGACAACUCUCGCAAUGGCGUUAUACAAUGAACUUUCUAGUCAUUAUGAGAAGCGUAGCUUCGUGCUAAAUAUUCAAGAAACAUCUAAGGGCAAGGGGAUUGAACACUUACAAAAGAAACUCUUUCGUGACAUAAUGAAGGGGCUGUGGGAUGUGGAUGAUGUCAACGAAGGAAUCCGUAUCCUUGAAUCUCGAUCGAUAAGUGAAAAAGUUCUUAUUCUUCUUGAUGAUGUGGAUGAUAAUACUCACUUGAAGGUUUUGAUUGGGGACAAGAGUUGGUUUAAAGCUGGAAGUAUAGUCAUUAUAACAACCAGAAACAAGAGUAUUCUUGACAAGGCUAGUGCAGACUACGUGCAUUUACUCGAGGGGUUGCCUUUGGAUCCAUCAUUGAUUUUAUUUAGUAGACAUGCAUUUCGAAAGGAUUCACCCCCAAGUGAUUAUGAGAUGAUCUCUCGUGCUUUAGUAUCUACUACCAAGGGGCUUCCCUUAGCUAUUGUAGUUAUAGCUUCACUAUUAAGUGAUAAGAGAAUGGAAAAAUGGGAAAAUACAUUAAAGGAACUACAAGAAAUGCCUGCAAAGGAAGUGCAAAAGAGGUUGAUGAUAAGUUACGAAGCAUUAGAUGAUAGAGAAAAACAUAUAUUUUUGGAUAUUGCAUGUUUUUUCAUUGGAGAAUCUCAACAAAAUCCAACUUAUAUGUGGAAUGCAUGUGGCUUUUUACCAUUGAGCGGAAUUGAAGAAUUAAGUCAUAGGUCCCUAAUUGAAAUUGAUAAAGAUGGCACAUUCAUGAUGCAUGAUCAGCUGAGAGAUCUUGGGAGGGAAAUUGUUCGUCGACAAGGAUUAACGGCUCCUCAAAACUGUAGCAGAUUAUGGAGCGAAGAAGCCAAAUUUGUCCUUGAUGGCAAUAUAGGCACUAGUAAGAUUGAGGCCCUUCAUCUUGGCUUAUGUGGUGGGAGAGGAAGUUACACAGCUGAAUCAUUUAAAGAAUUGACCAACUUGAGGUUUCUUCAAUUGGGAAGUGUGAAUCUCACUGGAGAUUUUCAAAACUUGCUUCCUCAAUUAAGAUGGCUUAUGUGCGAUGGUUUUCACUUGGAUUUUGAAUGACCAACCUUCACUUGAAGAAAUUAGUCGUGCUUAAUAUGUCGCAUAGUGAGAUUUCAGAGGACUGGGGAUUUGGUCCACUAAAGAUGGCAACGGAGCUCAAAGUUCUCGACCUUUCGUAUUGUACUUUGAGAACAACUCCCGACUUGUCGGCUUUCAAGGGCUUGGAGAUUUUGAUACUUGCACAUUGUGGUGAUCUAGAAGAGAUUCAUCCUACUAUUAAGGAUAUUAAGACCCUUGUCUCCUUAAAAGUCAAUUAUUGUUGGAAAUUGAAAGAGCUACCGCGAGAAGUAGGAAGAAUGGAAGAAUUGAGAGAGCUUAUCAUACAAGAAACUAGUAUACGAGAGAUUCCUAUCUCGAGAGGUUUUUUGACGAAGCUAGAGACUCUAAAUGCCUCAUGGUGUACACUACUUACUCGACUUCCAAAAUCCUUAGGCUCCCUUAUGUCGUUAACUCAGCUAAACUUAUCACACACAAACAUUGAAGAAUUACCGGAAUCCAUUGGUUCUUUGAAGAAGCUCGAGACUCUAGAUGCCUCUUUUUGUGUAUUGUUACUUCACAUGCCCAACUCAAUAGGGGAUUUAGAAUCUCUGUCUUGCCUUAACCUAACAUACUGCCAUAAACUUGCUCAACUUCCAGACUCUAUAGGCUCCCUCGUGUCUCUACAACGAUUGUUAUUGUCGAGAUGCCACUCGUUGAAACAAAUCCCAGACUUGAUCGGAAAGUUGACAUCAUUGACUGAGCUACUUUUGGAAUCUACAGACAUUGAAGAAUUACUUGAAUCCAUUGGUUCUUUGAAGGAGCUCAAGAUUCUAGAUGCCUCUUAUUGCAAAUCAUUAGCCCGCAUACCCAAUUCAAUAGGCAAUUCAACAUCUCUAUCUCACCUUGACCUAAAAGAAUGCCAUAAACUUGCUCGACUUCCAGACUCUAUGGGCUCCCUCAUGUCUCUACAGCAGUUGUUAUUGUCGAGAUGCCACUUGUUGAAACAAAUCCCAGACUCGAUCGGAAAGCUGACAUCAUUGACUAAGCUACUUUUGGAAUCUACGGCCAUUGAAGAAUUACCUACAAGCAUUGGAAAUAUGCAGAACAUAAGGAUGUUGGACAUUAGUGGAACUCCCAUAAAAGAAUUGCUUGAUAACCCGGGAAUAUUGGCAGAACUCCAAGAGUUCAAAGCUUCUGGAUGGAAAAAUCUAGAAUGGUCACCUAGUAAUAAUGGCCAAUUGGUUUCACCAAACAAUCUUGGUUUAGACAAGCUUAAAAAAUUAUCAGAAUUGCGUUCUCGUGUACUAGCUCUAGUUUUCUUAAAGCGUCCCAAGUCUCUUGUAGCCAACAACUCAACCAUGGACUACCAAACAACAGAUUUUGAACACUUUUUGAAGAGAUCAAGACCUUUUGGAAUCUCAGAUGAAGUGAAUAAUUUGCCAGUAAACAUUCUGCCUGUCUCAUACAACUGCCCAAGCCUCGAUCAGAGUUCUUAUUCUUUAAAUGACUUGCCCAAAAAUGUAGUCAUUACCCUAAGUCAAGGUUCACUUGUUAAGAGUAUGGAUUUCCAUCCAAUGCAACAAAUUCUGCUGCUCGUGGGAACAAAUAUGGGCGAUGUUGUGGUAUGGGAAGUAGACAGCGGUGCGAGGAUUGCUUUGAGAAAAUUCAAGAUUUGGGAUCUGGGAACAUGUUCAAUGGCACUGCAGGCUUCUCUAGCCAUUGACUAUACAACAUCCGUUAACCGUGUAAUGUGGAGUCCUAAUGGAAUCCUUUUUGGUGUUGCUUAUUCCAAACACAUGGUGCACAUAUACUCAUAUCAUGGUGGUGAUGACAUAAGGAACCACCUUGAGAUUGAGGCUCAUGUUGGAAGUGUUAAUGAUCUUGAAUUUUCAAAUCCAAGCAAACGGUUAUGUGUUGUUACUUGUGGAGAGGACAAGACGAUCAAGGUAUGGGAUGCAGUGAUAGGGGCCAAGCUACUUGCUUUCGAGGGUCAUGAAGCACCUGUAUAUUCCAUUUGUCCACACAAAAGAGAAAAUAUUCAAUUCAUCUUCUCAACAGCAACAGACGGGAAAAUUAAGACUUGGUUUUAUGACAACAUGAGGUCAAGAGCCAACUAUGAUGCACCGGGUCACUCUUCUACUGUGAUGACGUAUAGCGAUGAUGGAUCAAGGUUGUUCUCAUGUGGGACCAAUACAGAAGGAGAGUCGUACUUGGUUGAAUGGAAUGAAAGUGAGGGGACUGUCAAGCGUACCUAUCAUGGACUUAGAAAGAGAUCUGGUGGGUUUGUGCAAUUUGAUAGUGCCAAAAACAGAUUUUUGGCUGCUGGAGAUGAGUUCAUGGUCAAAUUUUGGGAGAUGGACAAUAAUAAUCUAUUGACGAGUACUAAUGCUGAUGGUGAAUUGCCGGCUUCACCUUGUAUUAGAUUUAACAAGGAAGGAAUUCUAUUAGCCGUAUCAACAAGUGACAAUAGGGUCAAAAUUUUAGCAAAUGCUGAUGGGAUUAGGCUGCUAAGGACAGUGAACAAUCGACCUUUUGAUGCUUCUAGAAUCACUCCUGGACCUCUUAUGAAGGACAGCGAGAGCAUGGCCAAUAUGAAUCCCAUAAUUGCUGAUGAGUCAGGAGACAAAUCACGAAUUUGGAAGCCGACGGAAAUCAAUGAACCAUCACAAUGCCGGUCCAUAAAACUGCCUGAUAACUCUACGGCUACGAGGGUCUCGAGAUUAAUCUAUACAAACUCAGGCGGUGCAAUUACCUACAAGGAUGUCCCUGACAAUCCAAGGAAUCGGCGUCUUCAAAGGGGCGGUGCCAUUCUGGCAUUAUCAUCGAAUGGUGUGCACAAGCUCUGGAAAUGGCAAAAAAGUGAUCAAAACUUAACAGGCAGGGCUACAACUGGUGUGGUACCACGGUUAUGGCAACCUUCUAGUGGGAUAUUAAUGACCAAUGACACAAAUGGUACAGAUCCUCAAGAUGCAGUUCCGAGCUUUGCAGUGUCAAAGAACGAUUCUUAUCUAAUAUCAGCAUCCGGGGGGUUGAUCUCUCUGUUCAAUAUGAUGACUUUUAAGACAAUGACAACAUUCUCACCACCGCCGCCGCCAAACAAUGAUGUUGUUGCAAUAGGAAUGGAGGACUCCACUAUUCAAAUUUACAGUGGUCAAGUUGAUGAGAUCCAGACGAAACUAAAAGGACAUCGGAGAAUAAUAAAAGGCUUUACCUUCUCAACCUCCUUAAAUGUUCUCGUGUCUUCUGGCGCUGAUUCUCAGACGAUGACAACAUUUAUGCCCCAGCCACCACCAACAACAUUUCUGGCGUUCUAUCCUCAAGAUAAUAACAUUAUUGCAAUAGGAAUGGAGGACUCCUCUAUUCAUAUUUACAAUGUUCGAGUUGAUGAGUUCAAGGCAAACCUAAAAGGACAUCAGAAAAGAAUUACAGGCCUCGCGUUCUCCAAUGUCUUAAAUGUUCUCGUGUCUUCUAGUGCUGACUCUCAGCUGUGUGUUUGGAGCACUGAUGGAUGGGAGAAGCAGGCUAGUAAGUUUCUGCAGAUGCCGACUGGGCAAGGUGCAGCUCCUUUUGCUGAUACUCGUGUUCAAUUUCAUGUGGAUCAGAUACAUCUGCUGGUGGUUCAUGAAAUACAGAUCGCCACAUGUAAAGCUCCUGAACUAGAAUGCCUCAAGCAGUGGGAUACUCGAGAAGCUAGCUUUCCAAUCACAGAUGCUACAUAUUCAUGCAAUGGCCAAUCAAUAUAUGUGAGCUUUGAAGACGGAAGCAUCAGUGUUCUUUCUGCUUCUACACUUAGAUUGAGAUGUCGUAUAAAUCCUGCUACUUAUAUCCCUCCAAAUCCCAACUUGAGAGUCUACCCACUAGUCAUUGCAGCACAUCCGUCUCAACCUAACCAGUUUGCACUAGGGCUUAUUGAUGGCAGUGUCUAUGUGCUUGAGCCAUUGGACUCUGAAGGAGAGUGGGCUAGUUCCCCUUCUGUUGAAAAUGGUGCUGAGCCAAGCACGACAUCUGGCGCAACCAGUUCAGAUCAACCCCAAAGGUAGUGCAGGCCAUGUCUCUCCCCGUGAAACUUUGAGCAUUGAAUGCUGAGCUGGCUUUUCCUUCGCCGCACUUGAUUCAAGUUUUGAGGGAUGCUGCAGAGGAUAGAUUUUACAGCUUUAGGGUCUUCUUCUGGACAUUGUUCGGUACAGUCUGUCUUAAGUGGUACAAUUAGCAUCCAAAUCAAUUUCUGCUCAAGUCCAGUGGCGAUAAUUUGUUUUAUUAUAUUCAUUUAGACUGACUAAAAGUAAAAAAGAAGAACAUGGGAUUAGGGUGUUGCGAAGAAGGCAUUGUGGAGGCAAGUUUAUCUUAUUUUAGUUAGCAAGCUAAAGGAUCAUAGGAGCAGGAUUUAGUUUUCGUAUGUGGCUUCUUCUCUUGUUCCUUCUGCGUCAUGCUGAAAGGACUUCUCUUAUGUAUUUUAUUUAUUCUUUUAGUUUGCUGAAGUAGCACUUGUUAGCA